UCUGUCAAUGUAUCGGCAAGAGUGGUCCGAUUGAGGUGGAUUCGGUGCAUCCCUGCCGCGGGAAGUCCGCUGGAGUUAAUCUCCGAACGGCUGACACUGCCGCGGGAGCCGUUAAUCCCGCGGCAUCUCGAUCCACUCUUUUAAUUUGACACUACUAAUUGGAGCAGGAGGCCAAUGGUCCCAUUAGGCAAUAUAAAGGUUGUACGGUUCGUUCGUGUCGCAAGCCCUCUGUGAAGGCUCUACAGAACUCAUCGAUUGAUAACACCAUGUCAAGCCAGCAGUUCUAUCUUCUAGGCGAAUCGGUGUCGUCCGCCAAGGACAUCACCAUUGAGACGGCUCUAGAUUUUGACCAACUCAAACAACUCGUGGCAGCUUAUUUUGCUAUUGUUGACCCGAAUGGAAUUGGGUUUCAAACCGAGGACGACUGCCUGUCGGAUGUCUCUGAUGUCCUUGCUGCGAAGGGACCUGUAGCAAUCGCAAUCGACGGACAUGCCGUACGAGAGCCGGGGGGUCCCAGAGGUCUCCCUUACGUGGGAAACUAUUUCGAGGUGUAUCCCGAUCAUCUUGGCAAUCACCAACGCCUCUUUGACCAGUAUGGACCGAUCUUCAAAACAACAAACCUGGGCCGUACGACAUACCAGACCAACGAUCCGGAAUUAUCAGCCAUUGUCUUUGCCGAAUCAGACUUCUUUUCCAAAAAGAUCAACGACGCUCACCCCCUCUCUGCGCUGAAAACCCCUUCCGCGGGCGUCUUCCUAGGGGACACAGAUACCCCCGAGUGGAAGGCAGCUCACAAAUUCCUGCCCCCUGCCUUGGGUCCCAAGGCGGUACGCCACUACGCCCCGACUAUGCAGAGAGCUGUGGAGGACUCGUUCAAGGUGUUUGAUGCUCUGGAUGAGCAAGAAAAGGCCUGGAACGUCUAUCAAUAUAUGUUGAAGCUAGGCUCACAGGCAGUGGGUGAGCUCACACUUGGACUUGAUUUCAAACACUUUACUUCGCCCGAUGCACCAGUGCAUGAGAUGGUCCACUCAAUUGCGGAAAUGCUCUCCCUCAACAAGAAAGUCACAUCGAAAGGCGAUUGGUACGGCAUGUUACCAUUCGGGGAUCCACAGCGGCUGAGGAAUCUGAAAGCACGAAUUGAGGAGAUGGUAGAUGAAUCCAUCCAAAAUGCAGAACAGGCUGGCAUCAGCGAUUUACCUUUGCAAGAUGCAGCGCUGCAGUCCUCUAACAUGGUUGACUACGCUAUCCGAGCCACAGACAACAAGGGUGAAAAACUGCCCAAGUCAAGUCUAGUCUGGGCCCUCGUAGUCGCAACAGCGGCAGGAUUCACGACAACUAGUUCUCUCCUCUCCUGGCUAAUCUACGGUCUCGUCACGUAUCCCGGGAUGCAAGAGCGUUUACUCCAGGAAUUAAUCGACAAUGACAUUACCGAAGACACCGAGCUCACCGCUGAUCUGACUGAAAAGCUUCUCUUCCAAGACAAAUACAUCAAGGAGAUGCAACGGCGACACAACCCCUCAUUCCAGCCAGGUCGAACCGCCAAAGUCGAUCUCGUUCUUCCUGGAGGCUACAAAAUCCCCAAAGAUGCAGUCAUUAUUCCCGCGCUUCAUCACAUCCACAACAACCCUAACCUCUGGGAUAACCCUACUCGGUUCGACCCCGAUCGAUGGGAUACCCCCGAAGUGAAGGCGCGGCAUAAGGCAGCUUAUAUCCCCUUUGCGAUGGGUCCGCGUAUGUGCAUUGGAUUCAAUUUCGCACUGCAGGAGAUCAAAGUCUUUCUUCCGAAAUUGAUCUACCGCUAUCACUUUAGCCGGGAAGGCGAUGGGCCGAUUGAAUAUGACCCGAUGUUCCAACUGAUCAGGCCUAACAACCUACUCGCAAUGCGUCCAACUUGGUCCCCACCACACGAAUACCAGAGCCGUCCUGUUACGGUCCUGGGGGCAGGAGUGCUUGGACGACGCAUAGGCUGCAUUUGGGCCUCAGCAGGUUACAAUGUCCACCUUCGCGAUCCCAGUCCCGAUCAGCUCGCAGCCGGCAUUGCCUACAUCCAGGAGACUGUCGCCGCCUACGCCUCCAAGACGGGCCGGUCUCCAGGCAAAGCCCACUCCUUCACGGACCUCAAGGAGGCCGUCUCAACCGCCUGGCUCAUCAUUGAGGCCGUGCCGGAGAAGCUCCCUCUCAAGAUUGCUACCUUUGCCGAGCUAUCGGAUCUCGCCCCGGCAGACAGCAUCCUCGCUUCCAAUUCCUCAUCCUACAAGACGUCUGAAAUGCUCGACCGGGUCCCUGAGACUACCAAAUCCCGCAUCCUAAACAUGCACUACUACAUGCCACCACAGUGCAUGCUUGUCGAGCUGAUGACGGACGGGUUCACCAGCGAGGACAUCUUCCCGUUCCUGGUGGACAGAUGUCGCGAGGGGGCAACCUCGCCGUACGUGGCGAGAAAACAGUCCACGGGAUUCAUCUUUAAUCGGCUUUGGGCUGCGGUGAAACGAGAAGUCCUGACCAUUCUUUCCGAGGGAGUGUCUGCCCCGGAGGAGAUUGACGCCAUGUGGGAGGAGAUGUUCAUCACUGGCCGAGUGAAGCCCUGUGUGAUGAUGGACAACGUCGGCCUUGAUACUGUCGCAUUUAUUGAACAGCACUACAUCCACGAACGCGGUCUCCCAUCCGAUAAAACCGUCGACUACCUGACAACCAACUACCUAGACCAUGGCAAACUCGGUUCCAAAUCCCCUCUCGGUGGCCUCUAUCACCCCGUGCAGUCCAGCACGAACACCAACACCAACACCAACAAACGCCUCCUCAUCCUCGACAUCGGCCUCGCAUCCUCAACCGCCGCCUCCUCCAUCUCCACCCCAGCAGGUCAUAUCCUCUCCCUAACCCCUCCCACUCCCAACACCACCACCACCACCACCACCACCCAGCCCCAAACCAUCCUAUCCAACCAACUCCUCCCCGACGGAAUCACCUACUCCGCCACCACCAACCUCAUCUUCUGGACCUGCAUGGGCGUCCCCGGCCACCCCGACGGGGCAAUCUACUCCUCCACGCCAGACGGGCAAAACAUCCGCUCCCUCCUCCCAAAGGGCACCCUCAACACCCCGAAACAAAUAACGCUCGACCCUGUAUCCCAAAAGCUCUACUUCUGCGACCGCGAAGGCUGCGCCGUAUACCGAUGUAACCUUGACGGCUCCGAGCUAACAACCCUCGUCUCUCGCGGCCCGAAAACAAAAGCAAACGAAAGCGGCACGUCAUCGUCCAACUUCCACGAUUGGUGUGUCGGAAUCACCGUCGCACCGCGGUGGAAUAAAUUCUACUGGACGCAAAAGGGCCCGUCGAAGAGUGGUCAGGGGAGGAUUUUCUGCGCGAGUCUGGAUACGGAGCCCAUUGAAGGUGAGGAGGGGGGGCAGUGUAUAUUGAGUGGGUUGCCGGAGCCGAUUGAUUUGGAGGUUGAUGAGGAGAGAGGGGAGUUGUAUUGGACGGAUCGGGGGGAGUUGCCGUUGGGGAAUUCGUUGAAUCGGGUGAAGUUGGAUAAGGAGGGGGUGCCGGUGAGUGGGAAGGUUGAGGUGUUGGUGAGGAAUUUGAGGGAGGCGAUUGGGGUGAGUCUGGAUCGGGAGAAUGGGGACUUUUAUUUGACGGAUUUGGGGGGUUGUGUGUAUCGGUGGAAUCGGGAUGAGAAGAAGAAGGAGAAGUUGUAUGAGGAGGAUGGGAGGGCGUUUACGGGGAUUAUGUGUCUUUGA
Aspergillus sclerotioniger CBS 115572 is the source of this 3737-nucleotide messenger RNA. RefSeq names its product cytochrome P450. Bases 267 to 3737 code for a protein of 1156 amino acids. Gene Ontology annotation, molecular function: oxidoreductase activity, acting on the CH-OH group of donors, NAD or NADP as acceptor; monooxygenase activity; heme binding. NCBI's taxonomy places the organism in Eukaryota, Fungi, Ascomycota, Eurotiomycetes, Eurotiales, Aspergillaceae. Gene Ontology annotation, biological process: fatty acid metabolic process. The record is from RefSeq and is a predicted model, not a curated record. The transcript has 6 exons.